Nothoprocta perdicaria is the source of this 669-nucleotide messenger RNA. RefSeq names its product crystallin beta B3 (gene CRYBB3). The record is from RefSeq and is a predicted model, not a curated record. Gene Ontology annotation, molecular function: structural constituent of eye lens. The coding region runs from base 34 to 669 and encodes 211 amino acids. Gene Ontology annotation, biological process: visual perception; lens development in camera-type eye. NCBI's taxonomy places the organism in Eukaryota, Metazoa, Chordata, Aves, Tinamiformes, Tinamidae. The transcript has 6 exons.
CUGCUGCCUUUUGCUCCCACGAGUGCUUGCACCAUGACGGAGCAGCAAAGCCCCCCCGAGCAGAUGGCGACCGGGGAGGGCACUGGCGAGCGAGGCGGCAACUACAAGAUCACGCUCUACGAGAUGGAGAACUUCCAGGGCAAGAAGUGCGAGCUGACGGAGGAGCUGCCCAACGUGGCCGAGCGGGCGCUCGAGAAGGUCGGCUCCGUGCAGGUGGAGUCGGGCCCCUGGGUGGCCUUCGAGCGCCAGGCCUUCGCCGGGGAGCAGUUUGUGCUCGAGAAGGGCGACUACCCGCGCUGGGACUCGUGGUCCAGCAGCCGCGGCAGCGACAGCCUCAUGUCCCUGCGCCCGCUGCAGAUCGACGGCCCCGACCACAAGAUCCACCUCUUUGAGAACGCGGGCUACGCCGGGCGCAAGAUGGAGAUCGUGGACGACGACGUGCCCAGCCUGUGGGCCCACGGCUUCCAGGACCGCGUGGCCAGUGCCAAGGCCCUCAACGGAACGUGGGUGGGCUACGAGUACCCCGGCUACCGGGGCCGCCAGUACGUCUUCGAGAAGGGCGAGUACCGGCACUGGAACGAGUGGGACGCCAACCAGCCGCUGAUCCAGUCGGUGCGCCGCGUCCGUGACCAGCAGUGGCACCAGCGGGGCGCCUUCGAGAACAGCUGA